Quercus robur (English oak) is the source of this 1122-nucleotide messenger RNA. RefSeq names its product vacuolar protein sorting-associated protein 32 homolog 2-like. Gene Ontology annotation, biological process: late endosome to vacuole transport via multivesicular body sorting pathway; vesicle budding from membrane. The transcript is spliced from 8 exons. Gene Ontology annotation, cellular component: ESCRT III complex; cytoplasmic side of plasma membrane; multivesicular body. The coding region runs from base 194 to 847 and encodes 217 amino acids. NCBI's taxonomy places the organism in Eukaryota, Viridiplantae, Streptophyta, Magnoliopsida, Fagales, Fagaceae. The record is from RefSeq and is a predicted model, not a curated record.
GCUUCCUUCGUUUUCCCCAUCAGACUCCAACACUAACACAACACGCCUAAGAAAACCAAUCUCAUUCUCUCCCACUCUCACACAUAAAAUUUACAGUUCCAAACCCUAAUCGAUCAAUUCGAUCCCUCUCUCUUCAAUUUCCAACCUCCAUCUCACAGAAGAUCGAGGAAGGUUUAAUCGUUGAGAAUCAACCAUGCUUAACCGGCUUUUUGGAAAAUCUAAACAGGAAACCAAUGCUCUCUCCACGUUAGAUAAAUUAAACGAGACACUUGAAAUGCUAGAGAAAAAGGAGAAAGUACUUUUAAAAAAGGCAGCUGCAGAGGUUGAAAGGGCAAAGGAAUUCACCAGAGCUAAGAACAAAAGGGCGGCUAUACAAUGUUUGAAGAGGAAGAGGCUAUAUGAACAGCAAAUAGAGCAGCUUGGGAAUUUCCAAUUGCGAAUCCAUGAUCAGAUGAUAUUGUUAGAAGGUGCAAAAGCAACUACUGAAACUGUAGAUGCAUUGAGAACUGGAGCUGCUGCGAUGAAGGCAAUGCAGAAAGCAACGAAUAUUGAUGACGUGGACAAGACCAUGGAUGAGAUCAAUGAGCAGACUGAGAACAUGAAACAGAUUCAGGAAGCAUUGUCUACUCCAAUUGGUGCAUCAGCCGAUUUUGAUGAGGAUGAGUUGGAAGCUGAACUCGAAGAACUGGAAGGUGCUGAGCUGGAAGAAGAACUUCUUAAGCCUGCAACUACUGCUCCUGCAGCUCCAGUGCAGGUCCCAGCGGGCCCUCAACGAAACCGUCCUACACCAAAGCCUACAGCUGAGGAUGAUGAACUGGCUGCACUACAGGCUGAGAUGGCACUAUAAGCAGAAUUUUGCAGAUAUUGUUUGGGUGUAAUGAUGGGAGGCUAUGUAAAGAAUUGGCCUGAUUGCUUAUGGAGAUUUCUGCCCUUUCAUGCAUUCUGAUUUCUGUGUCGGAUGAUUGGUAAACAGACAAUGUACAUAAAGGUGGCGUCAAAAUUAAACGAAGUCACCACUCAAACUUGUAAUCUGCUCUUUGAUGCUCCAAAACGAGUCUGUUUCUUUCAAGUUGUCACAUUUAAUUUAUUUAUUAAAUGUUCGGGUGAUAUUCAAUAACUUAA